AUGCGCAUUCGAUUUGUUUAUACUUCCUUGCUAAGAAAAAAGAUAGGUUAUUUCCCGCGUGUUUAUAUAAUUUUGGUUUUGAUUGCAAAAUGUUACCUAUAGUACAUAACUACUUAGGAAGGAUUCGUCGACGAGAGGAGAACCGAAGACUUGUUUUAGAAAGACGAAUGUUAAGGGAUCACAGUAAUCCUUUUGAGAUUCCCGAAGAUCGCUUUAUAGAACUUUACCGGUUAAACAGGGCUUGUGCGAGAUAUUUAUUAACUACAAUUAAUCCAUACUUGGAAGAAGGAGUAUAUAGGAAUACAGUUCCAAAUAUACUUAAAGUUUUUGCCACCUUAAGAUUUUAUGCAAGUGGAUCUUACCAGCGAGACAUUGGCCUAGCGUUUAAUAUAAGCUUAAGUCAAACUUCUAUUCACAGAUGUAUCCACCAAGUCACGCAAGUAAUAACAGAAGUGCUUCCGAAUAAUGAAAUUAGAUUUCCCAUCACAAGGCCAGAACAGAAUAGGAAAAAAGAGGCCUUCAUGGAGAAUUAUGGAUUUCCGGGCGUUAUAGGCUGUGUUGAUGGUACACAUGUGGCCAUAUUAAAGCCUCGUGUUGACGCACAUAAUUUCCUUAAUCGUAAGGGAUAUUAUUCAUUAAAUGUGCAAAUCAUUUGUGACGCUGAGCUAAAAAUAUUAAGCAUUAAUGCUAAUUAUCCCGGCUCAAAUCAUGACAGCUUUAUUUGGAGGCAGUCAAGAAUACGACAUUUUCUGUUGCAACAGUAUCAUGCAAAUGGAUUGAGGGGAAGCUGGUUGCUUGGAGAUUCAGGGUAUAUGUUGGAACCAUUUUUGAUGAUUCCUUUUUUAAAUCCUGCAGAAAACGCCCCUGAAUCACGUUUUAAUGUAAAUCACAUUCGUGCCAGAAACUGUGUAGAAAGGGCAAUUGGAGUUUUAAAAUGUCGAUUUAGGGUAGUACUACAAGAACGAACUGCAAGGUACGAACCUAAUUUUGUGGGAAAACUUGUAAUUGCAUGUUCGGCUUUACAUAAUUUAUGUAUGAGAUUUCGGGUACCAUUAUUAAAUGAACCCUUUCAAAAUGACGAGGAUGUGUUUUUACCACAAAUCAAUAUAAUUAAUGUGCCACCUCAUUUACAAAGACAAGGGGUAGAUGUUAGAAAUGAAAUUUCUUAA
Photinus pyralis (common eastern firefly) is the source of this 1169-nucleotide messenger RNA. RefSeq names its product putative nuclease HARBI1. The transcript is spliced from 3 exons. The coding region runs from base 90 to 1169 and encodes 359 amino acids. Lineage: Eukaryota; Metazoa; Arthropoda; Insecta; Coleoptera; Lampyridae. The record is from RefSeq and is a predicted model, not a curated record.